Molecule: messenger RNA, 642 nt
Organism: Camellia sinensis
Lineage: Eukaryota; Viridiplantae; Streptophyta; Magnoliopsida; Ericales; Theaceae
Source: RefSeq, a predicted model, not a curated record
AUGGCAGUAGAUGCGGAAGGCAAAGCAGGUGGGUUGCUCUUUGUAUGGAAUCCAACGGUGUUUCAAGUACAUGAGUGCUGUGGCAACCGGAAUUUCAUCCCAAUGUCAGGUACUUUGUUUUCCUCGUUUAAUUGUGUGAUUGUUAAUGUCUAUGGUCCAACAGAUGUGGCCAAAAGGCAAGAAGUUUGGGCAAAUUUUGCUCGUUUGAAGGCUUCUUUCUUGGGGCCAUGGUGUAUAGGGGGUGAUUUCAAUGAAAUAAGGAAUGCUGAUGAACGAAUUGGGUGCUCUAGAAGAGACCAAGGAAUGAGGGACUUUAACUCUAUGGUAGAACAACUAGAAUUGAUUGUCCUACCAAUGCUUGGGAGGAAAUUUACUUGGUGCAAUCCACAAACACAUGAGAAAUGGAGUAGAAUUGACAGAUUUCUUUUGAAUUAUGAGUGGCUCCAAAAUUUUAAUUUUAAGUUAUGGGGCCUUCCUAGGUUAGUAUCUGAUCAUUUUCCUAUAAUAUUGAUGGAGGAUGAUAGGGAUUGGGGUCCUAGACCGUUUAGAUUUCUGAAUGCUUGGUCCAGCCAUCCAAAUUUUGUAGCUUUAGUGAAGCAAACAUGGUCAGAAUCUCAAGUGGAAGGGUGGGCUGGUUUAUAG